AUGUCUAACGUAUUUACGCUCUUUUGCACAAUGUUCUUCUCAUUUGCAGCUUUAAUAUUGGCCUGUGUCGCAUGUGCAGGCUCCACAAAAAAUUAUACGCCUAUUAAUCUAAUAUAUGUUGCUCAAAUAAAUUUAUCAAAGAUGGAUUUGACAAAAGUGAUACCAGAUAUAAGUUCUAGUUUGGAAUUAUCCUCUGUGUUACCUUCUUAUUUUAAUAUUGGUCUAUGGUCAUAUUGUAUAGAGAACUCUGCUAAGAAAGUCACAAGUUGUACAUCUCCUGAUGGGAUCGAGAAAUUUAAUUUGAAAUCUUUACUGUAUGAUAAUAUUCAAGAUAAUAAUGUAUUAUCAUUGAUUGAUUCGGUAGCGUCUUUGAUUCUGCCCGAUAAAUUGGAAAAAGAUAUGACUUAUUACAACGAUAUGGCUAAAUGUAUGUUUAUUACCAUUAUAAUAGGGAUAUGUCUAUCGUUUGUUUCUUUAGUGUUUUCUUUCUGUAGAAGUGUAUUCCAUUUGCGUUUAAUAACAUUUUUUGGUGGGUUUAUCGCUUUUCUAGCAUUUCUUUCUUUGUUGAUUAGUGUCGGUACUAGUAUGGCAACUUAUAUCUAUAUCAGACAUAUCCUUUCUGAUAACUACGGUGAUUAUGGGAUAUCCUUAACUCUGGGGAAAAGUUAUCUAGGUGUCUUAUGGGGUGCAGUCGUUGCUGCUUUCUUUAAUUUCUUCUGUUGGUGCUUCGUUAGAGCAACUCCAAGGGUAAUGUACGUUCAACCUCCAAUGAUGGAAAAGAGAGAAAUGUUAUGA
Maudiozyma barnettii is the source of this 795-nucleotide messenger RNA. It is a transcript of the gene PUN1, whose product is annotated as Pun1p. Gene Ontology annotation, cellular component: cell cortex of cell tip; plasma membrane. The coding region runs from base 1 to 795 and encodes 264 amino acids. Gene Ontology annotation, biological process: fungal-type cell wall organization. The record is from RefSeq and is a predicted model, not a curated record. Lineage: Eukaryota; Fungi; Ascomycota; Saccharomycetes; Saccharomycetales; Saccharomycetaceae. The transcript has a single exon.